Aspergillus aculeatinus CBS 121060 is the source of this 876-nucleotide messenger RNA. Its product is annotated as alpha/beta fold hydrolase. Lineage: Eukaryota; Fungi; Ascomycota; Eurotiomycetes; Eurotiales; Aspergillaceae. The record is from RefSeq and is a predicted model, not a curated record. The coding region runs from base 1 to 876 and encodes 291 amino acids. The transcript has a single exon.
AUGCAGCCUCCAGUGUCCUCCGAGGUACAGUGCUCCCACCUGGAGGUCCCCGAUGCCAAGUUGUACUAUGAAGUACGUGGUCAAGGUCCCCUUCUCCUGCUCAUGGCCGGGGGCAACGGCACCGCAGCCUUCUUCGCAUCUUUCGCAUCUCUGCUGUCAUCCCACUUUCGAGUAGUGACGUACGACCGACGAGGAUUUUGGCGGAGUCCUAUCAAAGAUGCGACCAGCUUCGACGCAUCCAGACUGUUAAAGGCGAACGUCGAGGAUGCUGCUGCCCUGAUCCAACACCUCUCACCCAGCGCAUCGGCUAUUGUUUUCGGAUCCUCCUGGGCAGCCAACAUUGCUAUGAAUCUGCUCAAUGCCCAUCCUCAGCUGGUUCGCAAGGUCGUUAUUCACGAGCCUGUCCUGGGGAAUCUGUUCACCCCGACGAUCCUACAAGGAUUCACUGAGGAUGUCGGUCGAAUCAUUGCUACGUUCCGCCAGCGGGGAGUGCCGGCGGCCAAUGCGAUCUUGACUGCCAUCACGAGUAGUCAACGCGAUCGAGAGCUGUUCGUUGCCUCGCCAGUGUUCAAACAGCUGAUGUCCAUCCCCCCGAGCAACCAAGACUGGUACUUUGGGGUUGAAAUGGCUGAGUGGCGGCAGUUCACCAUCUUCGAGCCGGAGGUUCUCCUGGACCAUCGGGGGAAGCUGGUGCUCAUGCGUGGGGCAGAAGAAUCCCCCGAUUUGACCGCGCAACCGAUCUGCGUCUUGUCCGACCGACUGAAUCUGCCUGUCGUUGACAUGCCUGGAGGUCAUUUAGGCUAUAUCACCCAUCAGCAGGAGUUCAUUGACAGCUUGAGGCAAUUGUUAUCGCAUCACGAGCGGGCUCGGUUGUGA